Messenger RNA from Blepharisma stoltei, 1619 nucleotides. The record is from the annotation of a GenBank genome assembly. NCBI's taxonomy places the organism in Eukaryota, Ciliophora, Heterotrichea, Heterotrichida, Blepharismidae.
AUGAAAAAUUGUGCUCCGUUAACAUUAUUUUUUAUUGCAGGCGCUAAUAUAAUCCUGACUUCUCGCAUACUUCAAAUUGAGACAGGAGAGACCUUUGCAUUGCAAUCUGUGAAUAGUGAAGAAGCAGCAAAUAUUGAAUCAGUAAUGGGCUGCCCUCUUAAAUGCGUAGACAUAUGUUUCCAAUUUACCAAAGGCAUAGCAGCAGCUCAAUGCCCUCAACAGUGCGGCUGUAAACACUUACUGACCCCAGAACUCUAUACUCAGCUUAAAAGUGGACUUUUAGUCCAAAUCGACGAUGUGCCUAUUAUCCAACAAAAAACAUAUACAUAAAAAAUGGCGUAUGGCGACCGACCCACCCUCUCAGUGGUGGCUACCCAUGUAUAUCCGGGCAUGGUUUUUGGAGCCAGGAAUUAGCCCAACAACGUCUGGGACCUCGAAGCGAGAGGCCUAAGCGCGAGAGCCGCUGUUUUUGCGACCAGACCUAUGGGCAGUUAUUCGUGACUUCUUUUUGCCAGCAGCGCUCAGCCCAGUGAGUGCCCGAAAUGAGGCAGGGUGAAUUACCUGCCUAAGCUGCUUUAGUGGCUCGCCCCGAAUGGCGAAAGCUGUUGAGUUCUUUCUCGGGAUGACCGGAAAAGAGGGGAGGCGAGUUAGACACCAAAACGGGGGUCUCUCCAGUUGAAAAGGUGCCCUUCAAUGGGCAGAUCUGGCGGACGACGAAGCGGAGUUGGCGUAAACUUAGGCGACGAUCCAAGUUGGAAAUGGAGGUGGUCAGCAAAGCCGGUAUGAGACGGCCCUUGACAAUACCUCUACCGAGAAGCCGGGGGUUUCGGCCCGGGCUUGGUGAACGCUCUGCCACCACACGGGAAACCGUGGCAUGCGACCUCAGACGUAGUAGGGACCUUAAAUACCCAGCGUAAUCUUAAUCUUAAUCUUAAUCCAACAAAAAACAAGACCCUACUGAUAUUGAAGCUGAAAAAGCCCAUUUUGAUGGCUCCACUGAAUCCCACAUAGAAGUGGAAAUAGUCAGUGCCGACCCAAACAAUAAAGAAUUUGCAUAUAGAAAAGUCAGUACAAGAAGAUACAAUAGAAUAGAAGAAAGCCCCAUCAAUGAAGAAGCCAAAAUUAUCAGUCAGAUUAAAAAUGGAGCAACUAUUGAAGAUAGCCAAGAGUCAAAUAUAGAAAAAGCUGCAUUUAAUAAUUAUGAAAAUCAAGAGAAUUCGUCUGGUAGUUAUACUAGCACUGAUUUAAGGACAGAAACAUCUAUAAACCAAGGAUCUGUAUAUAAAGAAAUAGAAAUAAAUCGGGUUAUUAUCAAACCGAUUCAGAAAAAACUUUCCAGUUGUGAACUAGACUGCUCUAGCUUCUGUAAAGAAGCUACUGACAAUAAAGAAUCAUGCAAGAGAGCUUGCAAUGCUAAUUUUUGUGAAAAAAAUCCAGCCAAAAUGAUAGCAAAUAAGCCAGAUAUGAAAAGUUUCUGAAUUUGGGGAUGGAUCAUUACAAUUGCAAUUCUUGGAGUAGCGGUUUCUAUGUUCCUUAAUAAAGUUGCAGGAGGUAAACCAAGAAAAGUGGAGUUGAAUGAUUUCACUCAGUCUAGUGCAAGCUAUAAAAUACUAGUUUAA